Myotis myotis is the source of this 1366-nucleotide messenger RNA. Its product is annotated as putative protein T-ENOL. Bases 33 to 500 code for a protein of 155 amino acids. The record is from RefSeq and is a predicted model, not a curated record. The transcript has 7 exons. NCBI's taxonomy places the organism in Eukaryota, Metazoa, Chordata, Mammalia, Chiroptera, Vespertilionidae.
GAGAAGGGGAGGUCCGGAGGGGAGAGGCCUCGAUGAAUAUCCGUACUUUGCUUUCGGAGGCGGGUGUGACUCCCUGGAGACAAAGACGAGGAGGGGAAACUCCGUCCUCCCGCGUCCCCGCGUCCCCGGAGGCGAGGGGGAUGGAAGCCAGUCCAGCCAGGAGUACGGAGAGGAAGGGGAGCGGGCUGUCCCAGGCUGCAGCGUCCUUGAGUGGAGGUUCGAAGCCUUCACUAUCCCGUUCUGAGGAGUUCCUGGCCCAGAUCAGCACAGAACUCACCGAUGAGGCCUUGUUUGUUGCUGGCUACCGCGUGAACCCUGUGCCCAGCAUGGAAAAACAGACGCAAGACCAAGAGACUCAGAUAUACAAACACGAGUUCUUCACCAAGACCCAAGGCACCGACACUUGCUCUGACAGGAACCAUGCCUGCACCAAGGCACACCUUCUGCCAUCCUGUCAUGACAAGGGAGCUCUGCCUAGCAGCUUGACCUCUGAAGGAUGAUCCCAACCCCUUUUGUCAUCACCCCUGAAGCCUCCAGAAUGUCCUGGAACCAUCACACAUCCCUCCACCCUCAGCUGGCAAGGACACCGCCAGAAAACCAAGGCUUAAAUAAAGAGACAGAUCCUUCCCUCCUCCCAACCCUGGCAGUGCUCGGUGUGACUUCUCUGGCAUGGAGAUGCGGGAGGAGUGGCCUUUCUUUUUCUUUUCCUUUUUUUUGUCAGAUGUGUGGACAUAUUAUUGGAGCGGUUUUAAUUCAGGGCGUUAUCUAUCAACCUGCUGGCAGAGGUGUGCUCAUGGAUCCCUACCCAGCCUCCUAGCCAAACGUUAGCACCAUAAGGUCCGGGCCUGGCAUCUGAGCAGGUCCACUCUUGCCACCUCUGCCACCAAAGUCGGGCUGUGGUCUCCCCUCUGAGCUUUGGGGUCUCCUGCCGAUGGGAACAUAUCACAUCCUUUACUAGCCAGAGGCAAUUCGGCAGGCGUUGUGGAGUUUUCAUUUACAUUCCAGUCUGGCCAAUAGUGUAGCUUCUUGAGGAAGUCAGUUCGUAGCUCUGAGCCAGUUUCCUUAUCAGAACAUGGGAAUAACUGUCCUUGCCUCACAGGGUUAAAAACAUGCAUACAAAGUGCUUAGCACAAUGCCUGGCCCAGAAUAAAUGCCCCAAACUCAGGUUAUUAUCAAGAUCAAUUUGCCCCAUGUUCUCCUAAAAUUCAACCCCCUUUUGAGUAUUUCAGUAUCCUUUUGAAUGUCCUAAAUGUUUAAUUGUAUUUAAAUAUACAUUUUCAAUUAAGUAAAAGCCAAUUAAUUUAGAAACUCUUUAGACAAACAGGCUAUGGAUUCCUUAUGUUAAAAAUUAAAGUAGAAAUGGACA